Messenger RNA from Lodderomyces parapsilosis, 492 nucleotides. It is a transcript of the gene SDH4, whose product is annotated as Sdh4p. The coding region runs from base 1 to 492 and encodes 163 amino acids. NCBI's taxonomy places the organism in Eukaryota, Fungi, Ascomycota, Pichiomycetes, Serinales, Debaryomycetaceae. Gene Ontology annotation, cellular component: membrane; mitochondrial envelope. The transcript has a single exon. Gene Ontology annotation, biological process: tricarboxylic acid cycle; mitochondrial electron transport, succinate to ubiquinone. The record is from RefSeq and is a predicted model, not a curated record. Gene Ontology annotation, molecular function: ubiquinone binding; heme binding.
AUGUUCUCCCUCACGUCAAGAGCCUACAGGCCGAUGCUAAAACCAAGUACAUUGAAGAUAGCAAGGCCGCUACGUUUGAUGCCAAAUUGGUCCAAAUUCAAACCAAUAGAACAACCAGCAGGAUUUAUCGUUGAAACUGUCAACGAAGCAUAUAAACCACCAGCACCAAAUGCUUACGAGGGUUCAAAUCAUUGGAUCUAUGAUAGGAUCAUAACCACAGCAAUGAUUCCGUUGGUGAUGACACCCUUUGUCGCUGGGGUGGAUUACCCGGUUAUUGACGCUACUUUCUCUACGUUGUUGUUGAUCCAUUGCCAUGCAGGUUUCAAAAGUUGUAUCAUAGAUUACAUACCGAAAAGAGUCUAUGGGGUAUGGUAUGGAGUUGCUUGUAAAUUGUUGACCUUGGGUACUUGUGUGUCCAUGUAUGGAAUCUACGUCUUGGAAACAGCCAACAAUGGACUAUUUGAAUUGAUAAGGAGUAUCUGGGCUGCCUAA